This is a messenger RNA of Penicillium maclennaniae, 1713 nucleotides long. RefSeq names its product MFS transporter. The transcript is spliced from 4 exons. Gene Ontology annotation, molecular function: transmembrane transporter activity. The coding region runs from base 1 to 1713 and encodes 570 amino acids. The record is from RefSeq and is a predicted model, not a curated record. Gene Ontology annotation, biological process: transmembrane transport. Lineage: Eukaryota; Fungi; Ascomycota; Eurotiomycetes; Eurotiales; Aspergillaceae.
AUGGCGCAAACCGACCAUGCCCACGAGCAAGACCUCGAUCGCGAACGAGACCAUGAACACGGCUACAAAAAUGAAUACGACCACGACCACGACCACGACCACGACAACUUCUCCCGCAACUCCGUUGAUAUCGAAUCACACGAGACGACCACGGAAAACACAAUGCCGGACAGACUGGACAAGCAAAGCACCGCCGCAUCGGGCUUCUCCGUCUUCGAGCAGCGCGCGCAAUCAGUAGUAUCGCGCAUACGCAGUCGGGAGCCCGGGCAGACCGCCAAGUUCACGCAUCCGCUAUCCCAUACGAAAACGAGUGCGGAUGUCAUUGUUGACUUUGAGGGGCCGGAUGAUCCGUAUCGGCCGUUGAACUGGGGUUUCAAGAAGAAGGCUAUCACAACGGUUUUAUAUGGGUUGACAACUAUGGGUGCUACUUGGGCGAGUUCGAUUUAUUCAACGGGCCAACGGCAGAUUAGUGAUGAGUUUGGCGUUUCGACGGAGGUCUCGACCCUUGGUACUUCGUUGCUUCUUUUCGGAUUGGGGCUUGGGCCUCUUGUUUGGGCGCCGCUAUCUGAGGUCUUUGGCCGCAAGCCGGCUGUUCUAGCGCCGUAUUUCAUUGCUGCCAUCAUGUCUUUUGGUACGGCUGUGGGGAAGGAUCUGCAGACGAUCAUGUUGACUCGGUUCUUCUGUGGGUUCUUUGGAUCCGCGCCCGUGACUAAUACCGGCGGUGUGCUGGCUGAUAUUUGGACUCCCGAGCAGCGCGGUGCUGCAAUUGUUGGAUAUGCCAUGGCUGUUGUUGGGGGUCCUGUCUUGGGCCCUAUUGUCGGUGGUGCGAUCUGCCAGAGCUAUCUAGGCUGGCGAUGGACCGAAUACCUUACCGGAAUCAUGAUGAUGUUCUUCCUCGCCCUCGACCUUCUCUUCAUCGACGAAAGCUACCCCCCAGUGCUACUCGUCUAUAAAGCCCGCCGCCUCCGCUUCACAACAGGCAAUUGGGCCCUGCACGCCCGCCACGAAGAAUGGGACGUCACUUUCAAAGAACUAGGCAACAAAUACCUUAUCCGGCCUUUCCAACUCCUCGCAACACCAAUCUGCUUCCUUGUCGCCCUCUAUGCAUCUUUCGUGUACGGAAUCCUCUACCUUAGUCUUGCCGCCUUCCCCAUCGUCUUUCAAGAAGUACGAGGCUGGAACCAAGUCGUCGGUGCCUUGCCCUUCCUCGCUUACCUCGUCGGCAUUCUCAUCGGCGCCUCAAUUAACCUCGGAAACCAAAAAUUCUAUAUCAAACGCUUCAAAGCGAAUAACAACCGCGCUGUCCCCGAAGCCCGUCUUCCGCCCAUGAUGCUGGGCUCGAUUCUCUUUGCAGCGGGACUCUUCGUCUUCGGCUGGACGAGUCCGAAACACAUUCAUUGGAUCGGACCUGUCAUUGGUGCUGUGAUGAUGGGUUUCGGGUUCUUCACUAUCUUCCAAGCUGCGUUGAAUUACCUCAUCGAUACUUUCCAGCGAUACUCGGCUAGUGCCGUUGCCGCGAAUACCUUCCUGCGCUCCGUGUUUGCCGGCACAUUCCCCCUUUUCACGACUGCAAUGUUCCACAAUCUCGGUGUGCCGUGGGCGGCGAGUCUCCUUGGAUUCAUUGCGAUUGCUUUGAUUCCGAUCCCGUACUUAUUCUAUACGUAUGGACGAAGCAUUCGCGCGCGGGGUAAGUGGUCCCUUGAGUCCCUUUAG